This is a messenger RNA of Ceratina calcarata, 819 nucleotides long. It is a transcript of the gene mRpL20, whose product is annotated as mitochondrial ribosomal protein L20. Gene Ontology annotation, molecular function: structural constituent of ribosome; rRNA binding. Lineage: Eukaryota; Metazoa; Arthropoda; Insecta; Hymenoptera; Apidae. Gene Ontology annotation, biological process: translation. The coding region runs from base 335 to 790 and encodes 151 amino acids. The transcript is spliced from 3 exons. The record is from RefSeq and is a predicted model, not a curated record. Gene Ontology annotation, cellular component: ribosome.
UUGGUCAUUCAUGCUCUUAUUUGACUUAUGUAUACCUCGUCUAUAAUAGUGAGCAAUAGUGAGCAACACGAUUCUCAACGAUUCUGUGUGCGGUCCGUGCGGUCUACUAACAAUAACCUUUACGUUCUAUAUUCUCCCAGUAUUUAAAAUCACAUGCUUGUUAAAAAAAACGACGGACGAAGAGAAUUAAAUUAUUACAUUCAUAUAAAAUUUAUAUCUAACAUCGUGACAACACAGUAUCGUAUGCGAUCACACGUGGAUCUAUAAGUAUUGUGAUUCUAUAGAUCAUACUGUUUGUUUUUCUCGACAGUCUUAUUAAAAAUUAAGAAGAAAAAUGGUCUUUCUAACUGCACAAUUAUUUGCGAGGAGCCGCGGUCCCGAUGAAUUUUGGCGAAAACGGCAAAUAUUUAAACUCGCUGCACGUUUUAUUGGGAGGAGAAGGAAUUGUUAUAGUUUGAGUAUUAGAGCUGUACACAGAGCGCUAUUAAAGACAACCAGAGGUAGACAACUAAAGAAAAUGGAUAUGAGAGAGCUUUGGGAAACUAGACUGGAUGCUGCCAGCAAUGAACAUGGUAUCAACAUGAAUAUACUAAGGGAAGGAUUAAAUAGAUGCAACAUUUUACUUGACCGUAAAACAUUAUCAACUUUGGCUGCUUGGGAACCGAGAACUUUUAAAUCUUUGUGCGACAUUGCUUGCGCAAAGGCAAUAAUGGGGGGCGUUAAAGGAGUUUCUAAGAAAUCUAUUCCUGAAACUGUUAUAGUCAAUGGAUUAGCCGAUGAAGUAGAUUGAACAAAUAAUAAAAUAAAUGAUAGAGCUUA